Molecule: messenger RNA, 522 nt
Organism: Sclerotinia borealis F-4128
Lineage: Eukaryota; Fungi; Ascomycota; Leotiomycetes; Helotiales; Sclerotiniaceae
Source: the annotation of a GenBank genome assembly
AUGGUCACUUCAUAUCUAUACCCUUCCUUCUCCCCACCUUCACACACUUACAUCGCCUCUCCUCCCAUUCAUCAUCGACCAAAUCGACGUCGCGAAAGGCCAGGCUCACGCGCCCGUCGCACCAUGCCUCGCAAAUCUGCUCUCGCCACCGAUCUCAACGAAGGAAUUCUCGAAGCUCGAGACUCUAGCUUCUACAUCCCAAAUCAUAGACCUGGCAAUGGUCCUUCUCCAUUACUAAGACAGAACUUCGAUCAGAGUUGGUUGAGAUGGAAGGCGAGACAAGCUGCUGAGUUCGAGAUGUUGGUUGUCAGGGAAAAUAUGAGACAGUUGGAGAUGGAAAGGGAGAUGAUGAUGGGAGAAGCGAAGGGGAGAGAGGAAGAAGAAUUGGGGAAGAUACAACGACGACUUUUUGGUGGCGAGGAGGAUGAUGAGGAUGUGGGUUGUGAUAUUGAUCUUUGUCCUGCUAUGUUGGAUGUGGUGAUGAGACUUUUUGAUGGGGAGGUCGAUUAUUUGGAUCCCUAG